AUGUCUGAUAUAACUGAUAAAACUGCUGAGCAAUUAGAAAAUUUGAAGAUCUCUGAGGAGCAACCUCAACAGGAGGCCACCCCAGCCUCCACUGCUAGCUCAGAAAGCCAACAAGCUGGCGACAACGAUGUCACCUCUACUUCUUUGUACGUUGGUGAACUGGAUCCAUCAGUCUCUGAAGCUUUGCUAUACGACUUGUUCUCCCCCAUUGGGUCUGUUGCCUCCAUCCGUGUCUGUCGUGAUGCCAUCACUAAGACCUCUCUAGGUUACGCCUACGUUAACUUUUCCGACCACGAAGCUGGUAAGCAAGCCAUUGAGAAGCUAAACUACACCCCAAUCAAGGGCAAGCUUUGUCGUAUCAUGUGGUCUCAACGUGACCCAUCUUUGAGAAAGAAGGGCCAUGGUAACAUUUUCAUCAAGAACUUGAACCAGGAUAUUGACAAUAAGGCUUUGUUCGACACUUUCUCCGUCUUUGGUAAUAUUCUGUCCUCUAAAAUUGCUACCGAUGAAACUGGGAAGUCCAAGGGUUUUGGUUUUGUGCAUUUCGAGGAAGAGAGUGCCGCCAACGAGGCUAUCGACGCUUUGAACGGUAUGUUGCUAAACGGCCAAGAAAUCUACGUUGCUCCUCAUCUAACUAGAAAGGAACGUGAUUCCCAAUUGGAAGAGACCAAGGCCCACUUCACCAACGUGUACGUUAAGAACAUCGACUUGGAGACCACCGAUGAGGAAUUCAAAGAGUUCUUCGGCAAGAUCGGUACUGUUACCUCCGUUGCCUUGGAGAGAGGCCCAGAUGGUAAAUUGAAGGGUUUCGGUUUCGUCAACUACGAAGACCACAAUGACGCCGUCAAAGCUGUUGAAGAAUUGAACGGUGCCGAAUUCAAGGACCAAGAAUUGUUUGUCGGCCGUGCUCAAAAGAAAUACGAACGUAUUCAAUCUUUAAAGAAGCAAUACGAGUCCACCAGACUUGAAAAGAUGGCCAAAUACCAAGGUGUCAAUCUGUUCGUCAAGAACUUGGACGACUCUAUCGAUGAUGAAAAGCUACAGGAAGAAUUUGCUCCAUUCGGUAACAUCACCUCUGUCAAGGUCAUGAGAACAGAAAACGGCAAAUCCAAGGGUUUCGGUUUUGUCUGUUUCUCUUCCCCAGAGGAGGCAACGAAGGCCAUCACUGAAAAGAACCAACAGAUCGUUGCUGGUAAGCCGCUAUAUGUUGCCAUUGCUCAGAGAAAGGACGUCAGACGCUCUCAACUAGCUCAACAGAUUCAAGCAAGAAACCAGAUGAGAUACCAACAGGCAACUGCCGCUGCCGCUGCUGCCGCUGCCGGUAUUCCAGGCCAAUUCAUGCCACCAAUGUUCUACGGUGUCAUGCCACCAAGAGGCGUUCCAUUCAACGGUCCAAACCCUCAACAGAUGAACGGUGUCCCACCACAACAGUUCAGAAACGGCCCAAUGUACGGCAUGCCACCACAAGGUGCCCCACAAGGUGCCUUCCCAAGAAACGCCGGUGCCAACGCCAACCAAUUCUACCAACAGAAGCAAAGACAAGCUUUGGGUGAACAACUCUACAAGAAGAUCUCUGCCAAGACUUCCGAUGAGGAAGCCGCUGGUAAGAUUACUGGUAUGAUCCUAGACUUGCCACCACAAGAAGUUGUUUCUCUACUGGAGAACGACGACUUGUUCGAACAACACUUCACUGAGGCCUCUGCUGCUUACGAGUCCUUCAAGCAAGAACAACAGCAAGCUCAACCAGAGGCUGCUGCCCAAUUUGAAACUGAAAUUGCUCCACAACAAUAA
This is a messenger RNA of Huiozyma naganishii CBS 8797, 1791 nucleotides long. RefSeq names its product polyadenylate-binding protein (gene PAB1). The transcript has a single exon. Gene Ontology annotation, molecular function: RNA binding. Lineage: Eukaryota; Fungi; Ascomycota; Saccharomycetes; Saccharomycetales; Saccharomycetaceae. The record is from RefSeq and is a predicted model, not a curated record. Gene Ontology annotation, cellular component: ribonucleoprotein complex. Bases 1 to 1791 code for a protein of 596 amino acids.